Molecule: messenger RNA, 312 nt
Organism: Protopolystoma xenopodis
Lineage: Eukaryota; Metazoa; Platyhelminthes; Monogenea; Polystomatidea; Polystomatidae
Source: the annotation of a GenBank genome assembly
AUGGCGACGGCACAAACGGGACCGGUUGGCACUUGGUCCAUUGGCUCUUUAAGGACUGGCCACGCAGCCCGUCGGCGAGGAAUCUGCGGCAGACGCGUUGCGCGAGCAUGUCUUCUUCCCGACUCGCUGAAGGUCAUCGUGACAACCGACCUGUAUGCCCAAUACUGGGGUGGCGGGGGGUCAGUUAGACUGGGCGAACACUUGCUGGCAAGAUGGCGUCUUGGUUGGCUCGUUCGCGGACUUCUUUCGUGGAAUAGGGUCGGCUGGAUUUCAUUUGCUCAAGUGAUCUCGAAGAAUGUACAUCGUUUAUGA